AUGGCGAUUUAUAUGAUAGCAGGAGGGGCGGCUGCUGCCGGCAGGGGCAGAGGAGGGGCUGAGGUUUGCCUAAAAGCUGGAAUCAGUGGCCCUGCCAACCCUAGAGCCAAGGCUAAGAUCCAGGCCAAGUCUGGGGAUGGAGCAGUGGCCAGGACACAGACAGUGACCUACACUGAGGCCGUGGCUAACAGGGAUGUGAGCAAGAUGGAAGCUAUGGCUAAGACUAGAGUCAUGACUGAGACUAAGGCAAAAUCCCUGGCAGAACCUGGUAUAGUGCCCCAAAUCAAGUCAAAGCUGAUGCCUAUGGCCAGGGUCAGUGCUGUGACCAAGUACGAAGUCAAGGCUGGUGCUGGAAGUGAAACCAAUAUCAGGUCCUUUGCCAAGGCUGAUGAUAAGGUCAAUAUUGAGUCCAGGUCCCAGAGAAGGAGAGAGGACAGCAUCAAAUUCAGGGCUGGGGCUGGGGACAGAGCUGGUAUUGUAAUCGAGUCCAGUGAUGAGGAUGAAGAAAAUGUCUGCUCCUGGUUCUGGACAGGAGAAGAGCCUAGUGUAGGAUCCUGGUUCUGGCCUGAAGAGGAGACUCCUUCUCAAGUUUAUAAGCCUCCACCUAAGAUCCAGGAAAAGCCCAAGCCCAUACCCAAACCUGAACUCACUAUAAAACAAAAAGCAGCAGCAUGGUCAAGGGCCAGGUAUAGUGUCCUAGUCCCAAUAGAGGGAGGGAAGCCAUCCUUGCCUCCAGAAGGGAAUUGGACUCUCGUUGAGACCUUGAUUGAAACUCCUCUGGGGAUUCGGCCUCUGACCAAGAUCCCACCCUAUAAUGGACCUUACUUCCAAACCUUAGCUGAGAUCAAAAGCCAGGUUAGGUAUAGAGAAAAGUAUGGGCCCAAUCCAAGAGCCUGCCGCUGUAAAUCACGUGACUUUAGUUUAGAGCCUAAAGAGUUCGAUAAACUCGUUGCCCUACUUAAGUUAACUAAGGAUCCUUUUAUUCAUGAAAUAGCAACAAUGAUAAUGGGCAUUAGUCCUGCUUAUCCAUUUACCCAAGAUAUAAUUCAUGAUGUAGGUAUUACUGUUAUGAUUGAAAACUUGGUCAAUAAUCCCAAUGUUAUAGAACACCCUAGAGCUUUAAAUAUAGUAGAUGACAACUCUGAAUCUUCUGAGGAACCAAAACCAGGAGAGUCAUACGUAUAUCAAGUUUGUAAGGACAUAUUCUCUUAUCCCUUGAACUCCCCUGUGCAACUGGCUGGACUAAAAUUAUUAGUGCACCUGAGUGUGAAAUUUGAGGAUCACCAUAUAAUUAUUAAUUACAUUCCAGAUUUCCUCACCUUGUUAAGCAAAGGAAGUGUCAAAACCAAGUUUUAUGUUUUAAAAGUGUUUUUGCGCUUGUCUAAAAAUCAAGCCAAUACAAGAGAACUGAUUAGUGCCAAAGUACUGUCAUCAUUGGUUGCACCCUUUAACAAGAAUGAGUCGAAGGCUAAUAUUCUUAAUAUCAUUGAAAUAUUUGAGAAUAUAAAUUUCCAAUUCAAAAAGAAGGUGAAGCUAUUUACCAAAGAAGAGUUCACUAAAUCUGAGCUUAUUUCCAUAUUCCAGGAAGCAAAAGAGUUUGGUCAGAAACUCCAAGACUUAGUAGAGCACAGUGAUCCUGAGGUUAGAGAUAAAGUUAUACGAUUAAUACUUAAACUCUAAAUAGCUGUAUGUUCUCACAGAGCCAUGAACAUUUUUUUGUGUUAUAAUAUGAAGCUAUGCAUAUAAUAAUUGUAAGUUCAAUAUUUGUUAUUUGUGUUGGUUGAUGGAGGCAAUUUUAUGCAUACCAAAUGAUCUUGAGAGCUUGAAUGUUUGUUGAUAUUUACUGUGCUAUUUAAAUUGAGAUAUUUUUAAUCUUUCUGCAACGUGACCUGAUAAUGAACCUAUUCAUGCUGAGCAAGCUAUAUUUCUGUGCUUUAUAUUGACAUAGUGUAUUCGUUUGAGGCUUCAUUUACAUGUUAAUAAAGUUGCAUGCUAAAACUGGUGAAAA
Molecule: messenger RNA, 2008 nt
Organism: Leopardus geoffroyi (Geoffroy's cat)
Lineage: Eukaryota; Metazoa; Chordata; Mammalia; Carnivora; Felidae
Gene: ARMCX5
Product: armadillo repeat containing X-linked 5
Source: RefSeq, a predicted model, not a curated record